This is a messenger RNA of Pochonia chlamydosporia 170, 2658 nucleotides long. Its product is annotated as transcription factor AbaA. Gene Ontology annotation, biological process: regulation of transcription by RNA polymerase II. The record is from RefSeq and is a predicted model, not a curated record. Gene Ontology annotation, cellular component: transcription regulator complex. Gene Ontology annotation, molecular function: RNA polymerase II cis-regulatory region sequence-specific DNA binding; DNA-binding transcription factor activity, RNA polymerase II-specific. Lineage: Eukaryota; Fungi; Ascomycota; Sordariomycetes; Hypocreales; Clavicipitaceae. The transcript is spliced from 3 exons. Bases 1 to 2658 code for a protein of 885 amino acids.
AUGUCUUCACUCUUUCAACCAAGACCCGUGCUAUCGUCACAGCGUUACUCCCAGUCACCAGACUAUGUCGAUGCCAGACGUGGUGGUGGUGGUAUCCAAACUGGCAGAGUACCUCUGCGAGAGUCCACUGGCAAUGCCCAGUCCCACGGCUUCAAUGGUUUAGUUUCUUGCUACCAGAACCAGGUGGCUCUAUCUCCUUCUAUGCAGUCCAAUAUACCUGCCCCCAUGGUACCCUCACAAUCACUCGACUGCCUUUACAGAGUCCCAACGCCUCGUCAGCAGCCUCGCUACCAAAGAAGGCCCAAGACCUCCAUCAACCCUCUCUACUUUUGGCCAGCCUUUCGACAAUAUCGAAACAGGCAGGCUCACAAAGAUACCCAAAAGGACAAGGGUGGCGUCUGGCGCCGACCUGAACUUGAAGAUGCCUUCGUCGACUCUGUCCUGCUCAUGCCUCACAUGGGCCGUCGCAAGUUUUCCAUGGGAGGCAAACUUCACGGCCGGAACAUGUUGAUCAGCGAGUACAUCUUUGUAAUUUGUGUUGCCAUUUUGGGAAGCAAAGAGAUUUUCCGAAUCGAUAAUAGCAAUGAGAGCAUUGAACAGAUGGGACGCAAGCAAGUAUCUAGCCACAUGCAAGUGGUGAAGAAAUUCUUUGAAGACCUUCGAUGCUUCCACUUUUUGUUCCCGUCAGAAGAAAAGAAGGAACCUGGUUCGACCAACUCAGAUGACUACUAUGACGAAGAAGAGCAGGAGUCAUUCAAGUCGAACCCAGUUCUGACGGCGCUGGCUGAAGGUCGAGUGCCCGAGGUGAAGCCCAACUAUGAGUACUUCUCCCAGCUUUUGGCGCUGCAGUCGUCCAUCUGCACCCGCCCAAAGACUUGUGAGAUCUUUGUGUCUUCAUCAGACAUCAAGAUUCGGGAUGAUAUUGCCUACGAUGCCCAUGACACCCCCCUGGACCAGGAGUCCUUCCCUCACUUGAACAAGUAUACCAAUUGCGAUGACAGCCCCAAUGUCCUUGGCAAAGAUGUCCUCUUGCAUGAAUAUACUCGGUCUCUUGACCGCACCACAUCUGCCUGCGUCAAGUCCGUGACUCGUCGCUGGCAAAAGGAGGCUCCUGCCAUGUACGAGACGCUUGACCUCCCAAACAGAGAUGAGGAGUGUUUGCUGCUGGAGAUGUGCGCCACUCUAGAACUACAUGAGCACGCCAAGUUUCCCUCCGGGUCGGAGCUCACUGGCUUUGUCGAGGUUGCCAUUACGCAACCUGCUCUGCAGAACCACAGGUGGAAGUGCAUCACUCGCCUCACCAGGCCAGCCGAACUCCACAGUGAUGAAGGCAAGCAGGCUGUUUACACUAAUGACAGUGGAAUCCAUCGUCGAGGGUGCAGCGACUCCAAGGUGGAUUGUGACUGCCACACCCGCCCUCGACAGGAUAUCCACGUUCCUUUCCCUGCAGUCGAGUGGGCCAGCAUUCUCAGCAUGGCGGUGCAGUAUCCCGAUGUUGAGCAUCAGCGCAUGAAGGAGAAACGUCGCAAGUACGCGGAUGGUGAGGGUAAGAAGGACCUGGAGAGAGCUGGCAGCAAGCGUAAGCGCUCUGAGGAUGAAGGGGACGCCGCCUCUUGGGCUCGCCGUGAACUCACAGGGAGUGACCUGAUUUGCAAGGUGGCAAUGUAUCAAGAGCUGUGGUCUUGCGCCCCGGAUUCCACGCAGUGGAUUCGUCAGGGCAUCAUUUUCUGGCGAUUCAACACAACGAACCAGUGGCACAAGUAUAACCCGGUAUUCAAGCCUGCUGGUACUACCUGGCGAUGGUUGACGAUCAACGACCCCAUGUCCCGAUAUCAUCAGCAAAAGGCACUGGUCUACCCAACCGCAAAUGUCUCAAGAGACGCAGUCAUGUCUCCAACCCCAACUAUUAACCAGCACCUCACGGCAGCCAUGAACGAGACAUUCAACACGUGGGACCAUGGUAGUAGUGCACCGCAUGUGCCGCAUGUUCCGCCUCUGCAAACCCCAAACAACAGCAUAGGGCUUUUUGACUCCUUCUCCAACGGACUGGCUACGCCUCCACCAACUGCAACCCUCCCUCCGACCUACUCGACUGGAAACUUUGACACGCGAAGCGGCAGUUUUGAUGCCAGAAGUGCCAGCUUUGACACCAGGAGUGGUUCCUUUGACAGCAACAUGGCACCAAACAACGGAGUAGCAUUCCUGCCCACGACCGGUCCCCCAUCUCAGCACGAGCGCCAGCCAACAACACUCGGAAAUAACCAGUCCUUCUUUGACGGGCAGCCAUCAUUCCCCGAGGUCAAGCCCAUCAACACAGCCGUAAACUCAUACAUGGCCGCCACAACCUCCCUCGAGCUGCCCAACCAGCUCGUCUACGACAACUCUGGCGUCGAUGCCAGCAACAUGCAAGGAUGGGACAUGUCCGCUCUGGACGGCUGGUCCGCAGCUUCAGCGCCGGUGAGCGCCACCACAGAAUGGGCUCCAGCUCCCAAGGUUGAGCCGCAGGGAGACCAUCACGCUGCCAUGUGGGCUCCUCCACACUGGCCCUUAUCCGCAGGAGCAGCUCCUGGCUCUCACGAGCGAGGAGGAAGUCCACGGCCCUUGAAGAGACGGAGGGAGACUAUCGAUGUUAAUGUGCCAGUCACUGCUGGAUGGUGA